Molecule: messenger RNA, 1675 nt
Organism: Cantharellus anzutake
Lineage: Eukaryota; Fungi; Basidiomycota; Agaricomycetes; Cantharellales; Hydnaceae
Exons: 3
Coding region: 236-1351 (371 amino acids)
Biological process (GO): regulation of DNA-templated transcription
Molecular function (GO): zinc ion binding; DNA-binding transcription factor activity, RNA polymerase II-specific
Source: RefSeq, a predicted model, not a curated record
GCCUAGAGGAAUCAUUUAGAGUGCCAUGCCUUUACAUAAUUGCCCAGAAGCAUUAAGGCUACAUCUCCCAUAAGGUCGGUUUCAUCCCUUCUUUGCUUUGAAUUAUGGUUAGCUUGAUCUGCCGCGCGGCCGUGUUCCUAAUUUGUUUUUACUUAAGCUUUUCAGAAUCCCUUUUCAACCUUCUUUCCCUUCUUUCUCAGCUCCCCGGAUUUUUACCUCAGUCGAGUUCUCAACCAUGACUCAAGUGAAGCAAACCAGGGUGACGAGGGGCUGGAGGGGCUGUCUCUUGUGCAGGCUUCGCCGCAAGCGCUGCAAACCCCCCUUAUCUGAUGGACCCUGUGUUGUUUGCGAGAAACUUCGACUUCACUGCCCGAAGGGCUACGGGCAGGAGAAGCCCCAUUGGCUUGAUGCUCGUGCAGAAGCAAAGGUCAUGAAGUUGAUUCGACCUUGGACUAUGGGGAGGUUCUAUCAGCGCAACGGGGUACAGUCGCCUCCCGACGUGCAUGAGCUCUUCUCGCAAAUAGAGCAUAAUUUUUUUCAUGAGGCGCAACCGGCGGAGCAAGUAGUAGUUUCUCAUCCAGCUAGCGACCACAUCUCCGGGCAGGGUUCAGGAAUUAACCUUCCCCCCCAACUCUCGCCCCUGCCAUUCCCCGAUAACCUCAUUCCCGGAGACGAUAGUUAUGGAACCGAUGGGCAGAGUGGGGUCACUGAUCUACAACAUUUUGAAUUAGGCGCGUUAGAUGUCGCGGGACCGCCUCGUUCUCAACAACGCUCUGGUUUGGAUGCGAAUGGGAAAUACCAUCUUCAUGGUGAGGCGCAUCGCUCAUGGGACGCGCCCGCGUCCUCUAGUCAGUAUCACCGCGCAGACUCCCUGCAGCCGCCAGCAGAACAAUAUAUUCGUCAGCGCUCCUCUGAAGCGGCGUCCGCUCUUGGUCGUAUCAGACCAACAGCACCGCAUCAUCCCAAUCAUCCCAUGUUGUAUGCCGACUCUCAUUCUCCACUUGCGCCAAGCAUACCCUUCUCCCAAUUCGCGCGCCCCGACACCCUCCGGGGGCGCCGCCAAGGAGACUGCAUACCCGGGGGACCUCCGGGUCCUACGCUCACCGUGUUCGAGACGUCAAAUGGUCCGCAGAUUAUGACGGGAUGGAAUCAGCCAUGUUCACCGACUACCUCGACCCUCACCCCUCAUCCCCACUCCUCCCUGUCUCGUUUCAUGUACGAGCACCCAAAUUGCCCCGCCCAUCCUUCGAAAUCUUACGAAGAGGGUCCACCUCGCCCAACUCAAGCUAACCAAAGCCGCCACCAGGAAAAACGAUAUUUCAUGGAGCAGAGUCAGCGUCGCCCUCUAUAAACGACGACUCCGAUGUCAUUGACAAACAUACGAAGAAGUACAGCGAUUUGUUGGCAUUCUUCAGGUUUGAUACUUUUAUUAUUGACUGCAUCAUAUAGGAGAAAUCUAUCAUGUCGUCCGUAUGGCCAUCUCCACUCCGUGCCCGGGGGAUUCGUUGCUAAAGAGGCUACGGUUUCUGAGCACUGGAAAAUCGGACUUAGUUGCACUCCUGAGAUCUGAUCGCACAUACUUCUUUCUUUGGACUUUGUUUGUUGGACGUUGCUGGCAUCAUGUGCAUUCAUAAUGUUUGUUCCAGUUUGCCUCUGACCUUUUCUUCUCCGGCGC